UCUGCAAAGCCACCGCCUGAUCCAGCCAAUGUCUCAUCAAAAUCUCCGCACAAUUCCGAUUAUGCGGCGACUUUUCCAACAAAACCGCCGUCAAACUUUGCACUAACUCGCUCUCGAGCGCCUCCAAACUCGCCAAACAGCUCCUGAUUUUCACCCCACCUGAAAACCGCAAUCACCACGAAUGCUAACCUCGUCACCACUUACCUGCGCAGUCGCUAGAAUACGAAACCGCAAACAACCCAAUCUGCAUAAUGCGGUCCACGUGCAGGUCCGCCACCAGGGAGUCCAACUCGUCCCCCACCCCCUUCUCCCCCUCGAAACAAAAGUCGCGUAUUUUUUCCAAGGGGGCCGUGAAUUGCGUCAAAGUUUUAAAGCACAGUUUGAGCACAGCCGUGUUGACUUUUUUUCGAGGUGACAGAGCUUGACGCUACGAGCUUUAGAUUUAAUCGCGACGUUAGAAAAUAGUGCGACUUGUAGGAUAAACGUUUCACAAAAACAGCUUAAGUUACUGGUGAGGUUAAUUCUGCAAAGGCUACUUAAGUCAACGACUAAUAGCGAAGUGCUUAAGCCUAUAUGCAACACUCUCGCUUUGUUGUGUGUCCGAGACCCCUUAAAACAGUUCGUCGUUUUAAAAAUUUUGCAAAAGAUGGACCAAGUGUUCGAGAAUUACGCCCUUCCUGUGUUACCCAUAGCCAACAGUCUGGGCUUCGACGCCAUCCAAAGCAUCGUUCUACCAAACCUAGCUCUGUUCUUAAGCAGAACCGAAAAAGGCGAGUUGCCUUUUAUUUAUUCCAUAUUGGAAUCAUACCACAUUCUCUGUCAAGAGAGCCUACUAAACUCGGCCAUCUACGACUCGUUUUGCGACUACUUCGGCGACGCGAUGGCCGUCUUCAACCAAGCCCCGAAAUGUGUGACGGUUUCGGAGAAAAGGGACGCGAAUUUCGCCCAUAUUAAGUGCGAUUUGUUGCGGACGAGGAGGCGGAUUUCGCCGAGGGAGAGAAGGCCCGGUUUGACAAUCGACGAGGUUUUUGAACUGCCGGCUGAAGAGUCCAAGGUUCGGAAGAAAAUGAACGAGUACAAGCGGGAUUGUGGUUAUAGUGAAAAUGGUGUCACCGUUGGGAAAACUUCUUUAUUACUGCUAGUAUUUAAACGAAAAUGUAAAACUUAUGAACAGUGUCAGGAUCAUACGUUGCUGUGGUACAAUUUGUAA
Molecule: messenger RNA, 1210 nt
Organism: Zophobas morio
Lineage: Eukaryota; Metazoa; Arthropoda; Insecta; Coleoptera; Tenebrionidae
Exons: 3
Coding region: 647-1210 (187 amino acids)
Source: RefSeq, a predicted model, not a curated record